AUGGUGCCCGUUGGUCGCCAGUUCUCCAUCACGACUCUGGCAUCGCCUGCAGGCGCUUAUUUCGACUCUGGUGCGACGCUUCUUGGCGUCAGAGCUCUCCUCUCGAGGGGGAGACACACUAUCACUCUUAUUUCCUUAUCACACACGGGAUACCUCGCUCCAAAACGGUUCAUGGAUCCUCCACUUCAAACACCCGAGACACCACCACCCAGAGCCGACGAAAUAUGCGACAACGUGAUGACCGACCCUCCACCGCCUUACCCUGAUCCUACCCGUCCCCGCCGCCAACAUCGAGGCACACGACGCCCAGGGAGCAGCCCUCGCUUGCAGACUAUCCAGCGACUAUCCUCCACAGAUUCAUACUCGGACUAUGAAGGCGGCCUAAGACAGAAUCUGUCGAUGAGUGCAUCCUCGGGGCCUAAUACCGACGACGACAUCGAAGGCGACGAACGAGACCGCGCAAGAAUGUUUUUGACGCCUUCGCCGUUACUGCGUACGUCCAACAUGCAUCACCACCACCACCACCACCACGACAGACAGAGAGCACGCUCGGUGUCGCAGAUGAGCACGCUGAGUGCUGCGCCGUCGCUGGCGCAGACGGUGUUGUCGUUGUUCCAGGUGGACCCGGAGGACGAGGAGGGAGGGAUCUUUUUGCCCGAGGAGGGGAUUGAUACUAUGGCGGAUGAGCAUGGGGAUAGAGGAUCGUUGCAUUCGAUGAGGCACGAGUUUAGCUGUUUCUCGUUGGCGAGUUGGGAGAGGUACUUUAGGCCUAUGGGCCGUCCUCUCUAUUGGAGAGCACUCGUCCACCUUUUGGUCAUCAAUUUCCCCUUUGCUCUGGCUGCCUGGGUGUAUCUGUUCGUUUUUACCUUGACGGGCACAACAACCCUCGUCGCUCUCCCUCUAGGAGCCUUGCUAUGUUUCCUCAACCUAUUAGGCGCACGAGCCUUUGCCCGCGCCGAACUGGAACUCCAAACUCAAUUCCACAGCCCGCUGUCAUACCCCACACCAUACCCUCCCCGCCCCAUCUUCACGCGCUACCGCGAACUCACAGCGCAGGAAAUCGAGUCUGGGCGUAUGCCCUACUUGCGCACUGGCCUCGUCAAGGAACGGUCGUUCUACAAGAAUGCUUAUUCAAUGUUCACAGAUCCAACAUCCUACCAAGCCCUCUUCUACUUCAUCGUCAUCAAACCAGCGAUCACACUCGGUCUCUUGCUCUUCGUUCUCGUGUUUGUGCUGCCGUGUUUGGUUUUGGUUCUGCCCGCCCCAGCGGCCCUUCGAGCGGUCAGGAAGUUGGGGAAAUGGCAGGGGAAUGUGGCGGUUGAGGGGCUUUAUUAUGCUGUAAGGUAGGAUUGGUACUAGUGGAUGGUUGGAUGGGAGAUUGGUGAUGUAUCGUUGGUUGGGAAUUGGUGUCGUAUCGUUGGCUGCGGGUUUGGUGUUGUAUGUUGGUUGGGUCAUUGGUAUCAUCUGGUUGGCUGGGCGAAGGUCGUAUGUAUCCUGCCCCGGAAAUUACAAAAGAUUAUGGUUAUUUAU
Messenger RNA from Coprinopsis cinerea okayama7#130, 1530 nucleotides. RefSeq lists its product as hypothetical. The transcript has 4 exons. NCBI's taxonomy places the organism in Eukaryota, Fungi, Basidiomycota, Agaricomycetes, Agaricales, Psathyrellaceae. The record is from RefSeq and is a predicted model, not a curated record. The coding region runs from base 1 to 1347 and encodes 448 amino acids.